GUCGGUCCGUCGGAGCGCCAUCUGUAUUAAUAAAAUGAAUCCGCACGGUGCCUCCUGGUCCCACUUCUGGUUCAAACUUCGUUCAGGGAACAUCCAGGAGCCGUCACACAUACCAAACAGCAAUGGCUGAUCUCAGCUCAAAGGACGUCGAAAGGGCGGAAUUCGCAUUCUCCAUCUAUGAUUUCACCGGUGAAAAUACCAUCGACGCUGUCGAUCUGGGAAAUGUUCUCCGUGCCCUGAACCUCAACCCGACGAAUGCAACGAUCGAGAAGAUGGGAGGAACCAAGAAGAAGGGAGAGAAGCUGUUCAAGCUCGACGAAUUCCUGCCCAUCUUCAGCCAGGUCAAGAAGGACAAGGACCAGGGCUGCUACGAGGACUUCCUUGAGUGUCUCAAGCUCUACGACAAAGCUGAGAACGGCACCAUGCUUGCCGCUGAGCUUUCCCACAUACUCCUCACCCUUGGUGAACGUCUCAACGAUGCCGAAACCGAGGAAGUACUCAGGGACUGCAUGGACCCCGAAGAUGAGGAUGGUUUCAUCCCUUACGCCCCAUUCCUGAAGAAGCUGAUGGUUUAAAAUCAAGGAGCCACCACCAACCAUGAAUCCGUUCCUUCGUAGAAUGUGUGACAGAGCAGCUGUCGACAACACCCCCGACCAAUAAAGACCGAACGUCGUCAAAUCCAUCGCAAAUUGACGUGGUAAAAGAGAAAUACAAAAUUUAAACGAAAACAAACAUAAAAGGAGGAAGAAUAUGGUUAAAAAUUGAAUUAAAACGAAUGAUAUCACACAACGAAAUUACAGCAAUUUUAUAUAAUAUUUUACACGCGCAUAGUAAUUAUAUUUUAAAGACGAACAAAUUAGCGAAGGACAAAAACCCCAAGAUUCGUCAAGGUGAUUAAAUUUCACCCGAUCUUUGAGAACACGGAUCGUUAAAUGUCAUCAUCAACAAUUUCAUCAUUUAUAAUAUAAUUUAUUGUAACAAUAAUUCUUGUUAGAUAUUGUCAACGACAUCGCACAAAAUACAAGACAAUUAUGAAUA
Neodiprion virginianus is the source of this 1038-nucleotide messenger RNA. It is a transcript of the gene Mlc1, whose product is annotated as myosin light chain 1. Gene Ontology annotation, cellular component: muscle myosin complex. Gene Ontology annotation, molecular function: calcium ion binding. Bases 123 to 575 code for a protein of 150 amino acids. The transcript has 6 exons. The record is from RefSeq and is a predicted model, not a curated record. NCBI's taxonomy places the organism in Eukaryota, Metazoa, Arthropoda, Insecta, Hymenoptera, Diprionidae.